UCUGGAACCUCUGGAUUUGACUUAAAAUGAAUUUUGAUUUUGUGUGGAUGGGAAACAGGUUCUCUCUAACAUUGUGAUGUCAUUAAGACUCUUGACUCGGGAAGAAACCCCAUGGGAAAAACAAAUCUUUGGGCAGACAAGCAAGGGCCUCCUGACCUAGCAGCCAAGACUGCCCCAGACCUCCUACCAUGUACCCCAACCCUCUCAUCUACUGCACCUGCUGGGACCCCUGGAACUUGGGACCACGGAAGCUAAUCAAGACCCCUCAGCCACCAAGAAAGACCUCCACAGGGAAGCCCAAGCUAACCCUUCUUCCUCCAGCUUCAAAAAAACAAAAUUAUGUCCAACCACCAACAAAACCUGUUGUCUCCCCAAAAGUGAAAACCCAUUUAGGAAAACAAGAGGAGAGCAAUACUUUACCUUCUGAAGUGAUCAAAGUGUGCCCCGGCUAUCGCCUCUUUCGAAAUAGGGAGCAGAUUUCCGUCACCUUGGGAGAUGAGAUGUUUGGUAGGAAAAAGCGUUUGAAAUCAGAGAUCAUGGACAAAAUCAGCAUUCGCAGGACUGAUAUCAUUUCUGACCUAGAAGAGCAGAUCUCAGAGCUGACGAUGAUAAUAGAGCAAAUGAACAGAGACCACCGGUCUGCCGAAACAAUGCUCUCCAAUGAAAUGGAAAUCCGCUGUGCUGAGAUGAAGCAGGACUUUGAAAACAAGAGCAGGGAGCUCAAAGAGGCUCACGCAGCAGAGCUCAGUGAGUUGGAGAACAACUACAAAGCAGCCUUAAAGGAAGAGAAGUUGGCUUCCCAAGAAAAACUAGAGGAGAUGGGAAAGGAAUACAAGUAUUUGAAGAAUAUGUUUUAUAUGUAUCAGGACAGCCUUUAUGAUGAAAUGGAAGAUAAGUGGUCAAAGAAGAAGGCAGAAUGGGAGAAGGAUGAGAAGUCGGAGCGGGAAAAGAUCCUGCUACAGCAAAAACAUAAGAUGACAAAAAAGUUUGAGUUGGAGACGGAAGAAGAAAAGAAAAAAUUAAAUGACUCCUACAGUGCUCUCUUUGAGACCUUCACGCGAGAGAAGGAGGAGCUCUUGAAACAACAUGAAAAGGACACCUUGCAAUUAAAGGAGCUAAAAAAGACCAAAGAGAUCAUAGAGGAAGAGUUGCAUGCACAAGCUGUUAUCCUAGAAUCACUGAACAAUACCCUCUACCAAACCCAGAUGGAACUCCAGAAGGAGAAAGCUGCGGUGGCAAAUCUGGAGAAAACACUCCAGACCAAGCUUGCUGAAACUGAAGAGAAGUUUAAAUUCACCAUACAUCUCCUGAGAGAAGAAAACAUUCAUCUGAGGCAAAAGAUAAAUGCCAAGAAUGGAGGAACUUAUGAAGAGCGAUCUGGAAGGUCAACCUGUAUUACUAUUUAUGAGGAUGAUUCUGAGACUUUAGAAGACGGUAGCAACAAAAGACAAGAACUAUGAGCAGAAAAGUUGUUCUCCAUCAUCGGAGCUGGAGGCACAUCCUAACCUGGCCGGUGGCUGCCCUCCGGACCUGGGGGCUCACCUUCCCGUUUGGAGCUGCCCAUCAUCUUGGAAAGAGGAACAACUUGGCUGCAGAGACCAGAAUCGCCAGCCCUUGGAAGAUCCCCAGCCCGUUUGCAUAUCUGUAAACUGCCCGUUUGCCCUUUUACCUACUUUCCUUUGAACUUCUACCAGUCUAAGCAGUCGGCUUACGGUGGGGUCCAGAGCAGACUUUUGUGGAUGACCUGCUGCUCUCCCGUGCUGCCAGCAAUAUUGGAAUAAACACUCACAUAGGAUUCAACCCUGUCUCUGCUUAAUUGGCUCAAGUAGUGACAGGCAGCACGGACCCAAUGUUUGUCUGGUUACACAUUCAGUUUCUUUCUAUAGACUCCUUUACACCA
Molecule: messenger RNA, 1900 nt
Organism: Eptesicus fuscus (big brown bat)
Lineage: Eukaryota; Metazoa; Chordata; Mammalia; Chiroptera; Vespertilionidae
Gene: FLACC1
Product: flagellum associated containing coiled-coil domains 1
Exons: 16
Coding region: 189-1460 (423 amino acids)
Cellular component (GO): cytoplasm; sperm fibrous sheath; outer dense fiber
Source: RefSeq, a predicted model, not a curated record